Molecule: messenger RNA, 1011 nt
Organism: Durusdinium trenchii
Lineage: Eukaryota; Dinophyceae; Suessiales; Symbiodiniaceae
Source: the annotation of a GenBank genome assembly
AUGCAGAAUCGCUUUAUUGAUGAGCAAGAAGCACAACCAACGGCCUGGUUUGCCUCUGGGGGCUACCAGAAGGUGAUUUCGGAGGUCAGACCUCGCUUGGCGGAGAUGAUGGGGGCCAACGCCACGGACGUUGUCUUUCUGGAUGAUGCAUCUUCCGGCUUAAAUGCAGUAUUACGCAGCCUUCCAUGGCAGCCAAGGGACGUACUGCUGCUGACAACGGCUGCUUACGCCGUCUUACCUAACACUGGAGCAUGGCUGAAAAGGCGCUACAACAUCCAGAUAGUUCAAGUGGAAGUGUCUUUUCCAGCCAGCGGGCCAGAGUCCUUUCUAGAUCCACUGGAGCAAACUCUACGGCAGCUGCCUCGUCCAUGCCGGCUACGCUUGGCAGUCUUUGAUCAUGUCUCCUCCUACCCACCUGCCAUCCUGCCGGUCUCUCGCUUGGCCAAGAUGGUGAAGGCCUGGUUCCCAGAUGCGCUCGUGCUGCUGGAUGGCGCCCACGCGUUGGGGCAAGUGCCCAUCGAACUGGGGCAGCUGGAGCAAGCUGGUGUGGAUGCCUACGUGACAGAUGGGCACAAAUGGCUGAUGGCUCCGAAAGGGAGUGGUGCACUUUGGGCAUCGAGAUCGGUUCAAGAUAUCCUUGAACCAGCCAUCAUUUCCUCCGAUAAUUCUCCUGAGACGACCUUUCAAAAGCGCUUCGACUACAUUGGCACACGGGACUAUAGCUCUUGGUGUGCGAUGGGAGCGGCCUUGGACUUCCGGCGGAUGUUGGGUGGAGAGGUCCGACUGCAAAGGUAUACCUCCGAGCUGGCCAAGUGGGCAGGGCAGAUGAUGGCAGAGGCCUUUGGUACUGAGACCGUGGUGCCAGUGUCGAUUUGCUCCAAAUUCAUCGAAUCGGAGAUUUCUUUGACGGAUCCAGCCUGCGCAGGUUUCAUCGCUGAAGGGCUUAUCCAAAACUAUUCCAUGCUGGUGAUCUCCUUUGGUUUGCACACGAACAGCUCCACGGAUGCUUGA